This is a messenger RNA of Physcomitrium patens, 2055 nucleotides long. RefSeq names its product AMSH-like ubiquitin thioesterase 1. Gene Ontology annotation, biological process: protein K63-linked deubiquitination. Gene Ontology annotation, cellular component: endosome; membrane. Lineage: Eukaryota; Viridiplantae; Streptophyta; Bryopsida; Funariales; Funariaceae. The record is from RefSeq and is a predicted model, not a curated record. Gene Ontology annotation, molecular function: metal-dependent deubiquitinase activity; K63-linked deubiquitinase activity; protein binding.
AUCAAGCCCGCCCAGACCGAGAGGAACACCGAGACCGAGCCUUAGGUUUGGGCUAGGGCUUGGGCAUGAGCUCAUCGUGCCGGGAUUAUUGAGGUGCUCAGGGGACUUUUGGGUCCUGUUUCGUGAACAUCUGCACAUGAAUAUCGAACUUGCAAUUCUACGAGUGAUGCGUAGUUUCAAGUCUGUUGUUGUGGGUGAAGCUGGAGUACUUGGGUAUGUUUUGUUUUAUCUGGGGACGCUGUAAAUCGCGUAUUCUUUGAUCACGGGAGAGGUUACCAUGGAGGGUACUCUGACUAUUGCUGCGAAGACGAAGAGGGUGGAUGUGGAUAACCGGCUGCCGUUGAAGUAUUAUUACCGAACGGCGGAUAAUCUUUUGAAGCAGGCUCGUGUUUACCGGGAUGAGGGUAACGUCAUCGAUUACUACAUUUUGCUGGUUCGAUUUUCCAGUUUAGUGUCUGAGACCAUCCCCAAACAUCGCGAAUACCGGUUGUAUCCAAGGGAACUUCAAGACUACAUCAGAAGAUUUCGAGAUGUUAUCACGGAGCUCGAAAAGCUGCAGCCUGAAGUUCGGAAGCAACUUGAUCUGUACAACCAGCGUUUUCUCAAGCCCACGGCGCCUUCCUCACAGAGCUUGCCGUCUUCAUACAGCACUCCUUCCCCAUUCAGCUCUCCAUCAUAUGUCACUCCCUCAUAUAGUUGGCCUUCCUAUGACAAUAAAACGUUGAACACUGAGGGUUCUUAUGAGAGGAGCCACUCGUUCUCAGGAGUAAAUCAAGAUAAGUUUGGUGGCAAUGGAACACGAGCCCAAGUCCCAGGUUAUGCUGCUUCAGGACCUGGAGAUUAUGCGCUAGGUUUAACUUACAAUAGUACUUCUCUGGAAACUCAACUUAAAAAUUCGUCCCUGAACAUUCCAAGGCCCAAGGAGGAAACACUUUCCAGACACUCUAUCCUUGGACCGAGUACGCAGCGACCACGGAGAGAGUCGGCACCUCUUAAAGUUCAAUAUCCAAGCCAUAUUGAUGCUACACCAAUUGAGCUACCAAGCUUUUUCCAGGACUGGAAUGCUCCUGCUCAAGCUCCUACCGCGUCUACCAGUGUGUCUUCAACUGUUGCCGCUUUGGAAUCUUUAUCAGAUCCCGCCCUUUGGUCCGGUUCUCAGUCAUCCGUGACAGUAGAUGUUGCCCCUCCAGUUACAUUGGUCAGACAGCCUUCUCCACCUCCUAUUGCUGCUCCUGUACAAACAGUGCAAGCUGUGCUUGACACACAUGAUCACUCCCAAAGUCAGUUGUCACCUGACCUGGUGGCUGAUCCUCGUCCUGGAUCACCACAACCUCUAGACGAUGAUUUGUCCAAAGGACCUAAGCGCUUGCACAUUUCCACGAAAAUGUUGAACGAAUUUAUGCGACUGUCGAAAGCAAAUACUACUCGAAAUCUCGAGACAUGUGGGGUUCUUGCAGGGUCCUUGAAGAAGGGCGUUUUUUACGUUUGUACUUUGAUCGUUCCAAAGCAGGAAGCCACAUCCGACUCCUGUCAAACAAUUAAUGAGGAGGAAAUAUUUGAUGCACAAGACAAGCGAAGUCUUUUUCAGCUUGGUUGGAUACAUACACAUCCGACACAAUCGUGUUUUAUGUCCUCCAUUGAUCUCCAUACUCAUUACUCCUAUCAGAUAAUGUUGCCAGAGGCUAUUGCUAUAGUGAUGGCGCCAACUGACAACUCUCGACCUUACGGUAUUUUCCGCCUAUCUGAUCCUGGAGGUGUAAAAGUUAUUCAGCAGUGCCAAAAGCGUGGUUUUCAUCCCCAUGAAAAUCCCCCAGGUGGAGGCCCCAUCUAUGAGUGGUGCAACCAUGUUUAUAUGAACCCAAACCUACAGUUUGAUGUUAUGGAUCUACGAGCACAAUGAUAGGCACACGAUCCAAUUUGUGCAAUUAUCUGCAACCGAGCCAACAAUGUUGUACUCGGGCAUCGUUCUGAUUUUAUGCUGCUGUGUUGCAGUAAUUUUUUCUAUCAUUUAAAAAGGAUGCAGAGGUUUUCCACGUCCUAUAAGGAUUUUUUUUU